GGGCGCUGCAGUAGUCGCCGCAGCGGCGAUGGGAGCGGUGGGGACCAGGCGGCGGGGGCGGCGGCAGCAGGAGGAGCAGGAGCUGGCACGAGAGCAUCGGCUGGGGGCAGACAGAGGCAUUAAGAGCAGCCUCCGCCGCCGCCGCCAGUAAACGCGGACCGUAUCCGAGGGGAACUACCCAGCCGGCCAGCUCCGAAGCCGCGCUCGGGUCCCGCCGCAGUCGGCGGCGGGGGAUGGGCAAGCGGCGGCGGCCCCGCUGAGGGUUGAUCCCUGCGGGUCCCGGCUCUGAGCCAGCCCCGAGCCCUCCGCCCGAAAUCCCUGCGUCCGCUGACCCAGGUUAAAUGGAAACCACCCGUGGGAGCUGGAUGCCUGUGUAGCCAUUCUACCACAUCAGUGAAUUGCAAUGAGUGGAGGAGGAGAGCAGCCGGAUAUCCUCAGUGUUGGAAUCCUGGUCAAAGAAAGAUGGAAAGUGUUGAGGAAGAUUGGGGGCGGGGGCUUUGGAGAAAUUUACGAUGCCUUGGACAUGCUUACCAGGGAAAACGCUGCUCUGAAGGUGGAAUCAGCUCAGCAACCAAAACAGGUUCUGAAAAUGGAGGUUGCUGUAUUGAAAAAACUACAAGGGAAAGACCAUGUUUGUAGAUUUAUUGGCUGUGGGAGGAAUGAUCGAUUCAACUAUGUGGUCAUGCAGUUGCAGGGUCGGAAUCUGGCAGACCUACGUCGUAGCCAGAACCGGGGCACAUUCACUAUUAGCACUACUCUUCGGUUGGGUAAACAGAUUCUGGAGUCUAUUGAAAGCAUCCAUUCCGUGGGAUUCUUGCACCGUGACAUCAAACCGUCGAACUUCGCCAUGGGUCGCUUUCCUAGUACAUGUAGGAAAUGUUACAUGCUUGAUUUUGGCUUGGCUCGACAAUUUACCAAUUCCUGUGGAGACGUCAGACCACCUCGAACUGUGGCAGGCUUUCGAGGGACAGUUCGUUAUGCAUCAGUCAAUGCUCACCGGAACAGGGAAAUGGGAAGACAUGAUGACCUUUGGUCCUUAUUCUACAUGUUGGUGGAGUUUGUGGUUGGUCAGCUGCCUUGGAGAAAAAUAAAAGACAAGGAGCAAGUAGGAUCUAUUAAGGAGAGAUAUGAGCACAGGCUUAUGUUGAAACAUCUCCCUCCAGAAUUCAGCAUCUUUCUGGACCAUAUCUCCUCUUUGGAUUAUUUUACAAAACCAGACUACCAGCUUCUUACAUCCGUGUUUGACAACAGUAUCAAGACCUUUGGAGUAAUUGAGAGUGACCCUUUUGACUGGGAGAAGACUGGAAAUGAUGGCUCCCUAACCACCACCACUACGUCCACCACUCCUCAGCUGCACACCCGCCUGACCCCGGCAGCCAUUGGAAUUGCCAAUGCCACUCCCAUCCCAGGAGACUUGCUUCGAGAAAAUACAGAUGAGGUGUUUCCAGAUGAACAGCUUAGUGAUGGGGAGAAUGGCAUCCCUGUUGGUGUGUCACCAGAUAAAUUGCCUGGCUCUCUGGGACACCCUCGUCCCCCGGAGAAGGAUGUCUGGGAAGAGUUGGAUGCCAACAGAAACAAGAUAAAGCUUGGGAUUUGUAAGGCUGCUACUGAAGAGGAGAACAGCCAUGUUCAAGCAAAUGGUAUUCUGAAUGCUCCAAGCCUUGGUUCACCAAUUCGUGUCCGCUCAGAGAUUACUCAACCAGACAGAGAUGUUCCACUGUUGCGAAAAUUACGUUCCAUCCACAGCUUUGAGUUGGAAAAACGUCUGACACUGGAGCCAAAGCCAGAUACUGACAAGUUUCUUGAGAUCUGCCUGGAGAAAAUGCAGAAAGAUUCCAGUGCAGGAAAGGAAUCUAUUCUCCCCACUCUGCUUCACAAGCCUUGUGUUCCUCCUGUGUCCCAUACUGACCACAUCUGGCACUACGAUGAAGAAUAUCUUCCAGAUAUUUCCAAGCCUGUCUCUGCCAACACCCCUGAGCAGGCAGAUGGUGGUGGCAGCAAUGGAUUUAUAGCUGUUAACCUGAGCUCCUGCAAACAGGAGGUUGAUUCCAAAGAAUGGGUGAUUGUGGAUAAGGAGCAGGACCUUCGGGAUUUUAGGACAAAUGAGGCUUUAGGCCAUAAAACAACUGGCAGCCCUUCUGAUGAGGAGCCUGAAGUCCUUCAAGUUCUAGAAGAAACUCCUCAAGAUGAAAAGCUCCGGUUGGGUCCUUGGGCAGAACAUGAUCACAUAAAGAAGGAAACCUCAGGUGCGAUCUUUGCACUUUCUGUGGAGAGCCCUGCCACUGCUGCUUCAGAACAAGAUGCAGAUAGGGUGGAACUCCGGGAUGGAGCUACCAGUCAGUUUAUUGCAGUGACACCCACAAGUCCAAUGGAAGCACAAGCGGAAGGACCCCUCACAGUGAUUACAAUUCCAAGACCUUCUGUGGCAUCCACACAGUCGACUUCAGGAAGCUUUCACUGUGGUCAGCAGCCAGAAAGGAAAGACCUCCAGCCCAUGGAGCCCACUGUGGAACUCUACUCUCCAAGAGAGAACUUCUCUGGCUUGGGUGUGACAGAGGGUGAACCUCCUAGUGGAGGAAGCAGAGCAGACUUGGGGCUUCAGGUAGAUCACAUUGGUCAUGACUUUUUACCCAAUAUUCAAGUAUGUGACAAAUCCCAAGACCUAGGACCGAAAGACCUUUCUGACCAUAACAGACUGGCUAUGAGAGAAUUUGGGAGUUUCCCUAGGAAAACUGAAGAGAAAUGCAUUCUUCUGGGGUCAGAUAAUGAAGAUGAGAAGUUAAGCAAAGGGCAGCAUCAUACUGAGAUCACCUCUCUCCCAGGAGAUUUGGAAACUGUGGAAAGGGAUCACUUAGCUACUGCUGAGCCUCUUGAUGUAACAAAGACACAGACUUUUAGUGUGGUGCCAAAUCAAGACAAAAAUCAUGAGAUAAUGAAGCUUCUGGAAGCUGGAACUUCGGAAAUAUCUCCACGAGUUACUGACCCACAUGUUGAAGGACAGAUAGGCCAGGUGGCAGCAAUGCAAAAAAGCAAGCUAUCUAAGGAUGGUGACAUCAAGAGUAAACACUUGGCAAGUCAUCAAGGAGACCUCUCUACUUUUUUGUACCAAGAGGGUAAGAGAGAGAAGAUUGCCCCUAGAAAUGGAGAACUAUUUCAUUGUGUUUCAGAGAGUGAACAUUGUCCCUCAUCCCGGAAAGAUGUGAUUAGGUCAUCCUUUGUAACUAGACACAGCCGAAUCCCUAUUUUAGCACAAGAGAUAGACUCAACUUUUGAAUUAUCCUCUCCAGUCUCUGCAAAAGAAAAGCUCCUCCAAAAGAAAGCUUAUCAACCAGACCUAGUCAAGUUUCUGGUGGAAAAAAGGCAACUCAGGUCUUUCCUGGGAGACCUCUCAAGUGCCUCUGAUAAAUUGCUAGAGGAGAGACUAGCCACAGUCCCUGCUCCCUUUUCUGAGGAGGACGCCUUCACUCCCUUUUCAAGACUGACUAUAGACUCACAUCUGAGCAGAUCAGCUGAAGACACCUUUCUGUCACCCAUCAUCUCCCAGUCCCGAAAGAGCAAAAUUCCAAGGCCUGUUUCAUGCAUCAACACAGAUCAAGUCAAUAGCUCAGCUUCAUCUCAGUUCUUGCCUCGGCCACCACCAGGAAAGCCACCCACAAGGCCUGGAGUAGAAGCCAGGCUCCGCAGAUAUAAAGUCCUAGGGAGUAGCAAUUCCGAUUCAGACCUCUUCUCCCGCCUGGCCCAAAUUCUUCAAAACGGAUCUCAGAAACCCCGGAGCACCACUCAGUGCAAGAGUCCAGGAUCCCCUCACAAUUCCAAAACACCACCCAAGAGUCCAGCUGUCCCUCGCAGGAGUCCCAGUGCCUCUCCUCGAAGCUCUUCCUUGCCUCGCACAUCUAGCUCCUCACCAUCCAGGGCUGGGCGGCCCCACCAUGACCAGAGGAGUCCAUCCCCGCAUCUGGGGAGAAGCAGGUCACCUCCCAGCCACUCAGGAUCCUCCUCCUCCAGGAGGUCUUGCCAGCAGGAGCAUUGCAAACCCAGCAAGAAUGGCUUGAAAGGAUCUGGCAGCCAACACUACCACUCGGCCAACACUAAGGCGCCCCCAGGGAAGAGUAAGUCUGCCAGUAAACUCAGCAGAUAGGAGCCGUGCUGCAUCUCUGUGAAAGGUGUGAGGUCUUCCUCCUAAAUCCAAUGCAUGUGUGUCCUUGUACUGUCUAUUUAAAAAAACAGUGUUGAUCUUCUCUUGCAAAAGGAAGUAACACGAUAAAUUAUUUAUAAGAAGACAUAAAUAUAUGACAAGGGAUUACCCAAGGCAGGAAGCAAGCAGAUCAGGAAUCAAUGCCUUUACAGAGGAAGGGACAAUCCAGCAAAAUCAAAGGGAGAAGUUGAUUAAGUGAACUCUCAUUGUUUAGCUGCCUUUGAAACAAGAGAGUUUGAAGGUAGGAAAUGGAAUGGAAUUUUAAGGGAUUUGGCCUACUUUUUUUUAAGGCCUCUACUCAAAGAUUAUAUAGCAAAAGUAAAACAUUAUUUUAAUGUUUUCAUUCACAACUUCCCAGUGCUGGAGAGUCAGAAUUGCUCCCGUAGCGGAGCAUACAUGUGAGGAGAGGUCUAUGCUGGGAGCCACUGCUCGCAUCCAUUUGCCUCAUGUGUAUCUAGUGUACUGAGAAUUCCCACCUUUACUUUGCCUCAUUCCUAGUACCCUCCCCUGAUUUCAUAUUUCUUAAUGUAGUGUUUCUCAUCUGGUCCAAUCUCUUAUUUUAGCAAUACAUGCUAAUAUGCUUUUAGCAAUACAUGCUGAGAAUUUUUUUUAGUCCCCCAAUAUUUUUCUUUGGAGCAACAGUUCUUAAAUCAGCAUAUUUUUAUUGUGAAAAAUAACUGAUGAGACUUAGAUAAAGGAAGGAAAAAAUCUAAAUAAAGCUAUUUUGCAGACUUUUGUGCUUUAGGAAGAGCAGGCAGGGCAUGGGGUACUACCCUUCCAGAUAGAAGAGCCCUCUCCUCCUCUGAUAGUUUCCUCCUUGUGGAAGGAAAAGUGUUCCUAAAGUACAAUGCUGUGAAAUGUGACUUUAUGCGUUUAGAGAUUUAGAAAGAAAUUAGGUACUUGUUGAGGCUUGUUGUCCUCAAACUUUGUAUUUUAUACAUUUAGCAAGGAAUGAAAUGUGGGGAAAUAAAUUUGGGCUCAAUAUUUUUAGUAUUUUACUACCUGCUUCUAUGCUUUAGUUUGAAUAUUUGGACUUUUUGACCUGAUUUCCAUAUAAACUCAAUUUAUAAAGCUGCGGAGGAUCAUAUUUGUUCUAAUUUCACUCUUCUGCUAACAGGAGUCAGGAAAAAUUAAAUUACGCUGGACUUUUUAAAUGGGCUCUUUUGUACUCUGUAGGUGUUUUGUGUUACAAAGACCUUAUUAAGGUCAGGUAAAUUUUUCUGCUUGCUGUUGAAAUCUGCCUUCUAGCAAACAUCUGUGCUUUCUCUUUGACCUUGUGUUUGCUGCCAAACCUAAUAUGGUUGAAUAGGAAAACAAAAAAAAGAAAGAAAUAUAUUUCCCCACCAAGUAAACAUACUCUAAUGCUGCAUCAAAGCUGCCCUGAAGCUGCACUGAACUUUUCUCAUUCUCUUUAUCUGUUGUGCUUUUAAAAAAAAAAAAAA
Messenger RNA from Manis javanica (Malayan pangolin), 5637 nucleotides. It is a transcript of the gene TTBK2, whose product is annotated as tau tubulin kinase 2. Gene Ontology annotation, molecular function: protein serine/threonine kinase activity; ATP binding. Lineage: Eukaryota; Metazoa; Chordata; Mammalia; Pholidota; Manidae. Gene Ontology annotation, biological process: protein phosphorylation. The record is from RefSeq and is a predicted model, not a curated record.